Rhodofomes roseus is the source of this 945-nucleotide messenger RNA. RefSeq names its product NAD-P-binding protein. Gene Ontology annotation, cellular component: endoplasmic reticulum; lipid droplet. NCBI's taxonomy places the organism in Eukaryota, Fungi, Basidiomycota, Agaricomycetes, Polyporales, Fomitopsidaceae. The record is from RefSeq and is a predicted model, not a curated record. The transcript is spliced from 6 exons. The coding region runs from base 1 to 945 and encodes 314 amino acids. Gene Ontology annotation, biological process: triglyceride catabolic process; phosphatidic acid biosynthetic process. Gene Ontology annotation, molecular function: acylglycerone-phosphate reductase (NADP+) activity; triacylglycerol lipase activity.
AUGGCCAAGUCUCGCAAGACCAUCUUAAUUACAGGGUCUGUAGUCCCUGCCACUUGCCGUUUUUGGGAGAGAAAGCUUAGGCCGAUACGGCGGUACCUUUUUUACAGAUGCAGUCGCGGCGGUAUCGGUGACGCUCUCGCGCGUAGAUUCCACGAAGCUGGUUUUGAUGUCUUCGCCACCGCGAGGAGCCUCAAUAGUAUGGAGCAUCUUGCUUCAGUCGGAAUUCGGACCAUGGCGUUGGAUGUGACCGACAUACAAGCCCUUCGUAAAGUCAAGGCCAAUAUUUCCGAGAUUACGGGUGGCAAGCUGGACAUCCUUGUGAAUAAUGCCGGACUAGCUUAUCCUGUCGCCGCCACGGACUUCGAUAUGUCCGAAGUUCGCCCCUUGUUCGAAGCGAGCCUCUUCGCAGUGAUGACUAUGGUUCAAGAGUUCGUCAAUUUGCUCAUCGCCUCCGGAGACGCGUGCAUUGUACAGACCGGAAGCGUCUCAGGAUUCACUCCCGUACCGUUCAGUUCAGCCGCCUAUAAUGCGUCCAAGGCUGCUCUGCACGCGUAUGGCAACACAAUCCGCGUCGAAUUGGCGCCAUUCCAACUCGCAUAUGCUGAUGCUGUGCAGAUCAUCACGGGCGCCGUCAAGAGUAACAUAGCAAAACCACGUUCGCUACCCUCUAACUCUUUGUAUCGCCCAAUGGAGAAGCUCUAUCAGGAGCGUCAUCUUAAUACUUCUCAGCAGAACGCCACUGACACUGAUGUGUACGCGCACGAGGUCGUGUCUGAAGUUCUGAAGCCAAAUCCGCGUGCAUGGUUCUGGGCUGGGGCACGAACUAUGUCGGCGUGGGUCGUGGAUACCUUCUUGCCCAGACGUACCUUCGUAAGUGUUCCGUUGGUCGCCUUGAUGUUCAACGAUGCAGGGACUCAUUAUGUUCCAGGACUUGAUCAUGAAUAA